This is a messenger RNA of Notothenia coriiceps (black rockcod), 697 nucleotides long. RefSeq names its product vacuolar protein sorting-associated protein 13D-like. The record is from RefSeq and is a predicted model, not a curated record. The coding region runs from base 59 to 682 and encodes 207 amino acids. NCBI's taxonomy places the organism in Eukaryota, Metazoa, Chordata, Actinopteri, Perciformes, Nototheniidae. Gene Ontology annotation, biological process: protein retention in Golgi apparatus; protein targeting to vacuole; mitochondrion organization. The transcript is spliced from 4 exons.
GGCUCUGAAAGGCACCCUGGGCUUUCCUCUGGUCCGCUUUGAAGACGCUGUCAUCAACAUGUACCCCUUCACCAGAGUGCACCCCUAUGAAACCCAGGAGAUCCUCAUUAACGACAUCCUCAAGCACUUCAGAGAGGAGUUGAUGAGCCAGGCGGCUCAGAUCCUGGGCUCCGUGGACUUCCUGGGAAACCCCAUGGGGCUCUUGAACGACGUGACGGAGGGCAUGUCUGAGCUGAUCAAGUACGGCAACGUGGGGGGGCUCAUCCGCAAUGUGACCCACGGAGUGUCCAACUCUGCUGCCAAGUUUGCAGGGACGUUAUCAGACGGGCUGGGAAAGACCAUGGACAACCGGCACCAGAGCGAGCGAGAGUACAUCCGGUACCACGGGGCCACCAGCGGGGAGCACCUGGUGGCAGGGAUCCACGGUCUGGCUCACGGUAUCAUUGGAGGCAUGACGAGCAUCAUCACCUCCACAGUGGAGGGCGUGAAGACGGAGGGCGGAGUCAGCGGCUUCUUCUCUGGCCUGGGCAAAGGUCUAGUUGGCACGGUGACCAAACCGGUGGCUGGGGCUCUGGACUUUGCCUCAGAGACGGCUCAGACGGUCCGGGACAUGGCUAGUCUCAGUAACCACAGGUGGGCUGAGUCUACUACCUGUACUCUAGUAUGUGAGCUUCUGAAAUAAUGACUCUCCCCCUCU